Molecule: messenger RNA, 799 nt
Organism: Radiomyces spectabilis
Lineage: Eukaryota; Fungi; Mucoromycota; Mucoromycetes; Mucorales; Radiomycetaceae
Exons: 5
Coding region: 68-733 (221 amino acids)
Source: RefSeq, a predicted model, not a curated record
AAUUGAUUGACGUAGAGUUUUUGAAUUACAAAACGAAUUAAAGACGUUGCAACCUUCGGUGGAAAAAAUGGAAGAACUGGAACAUCGGGUCAAACAGCUCACGCGGCAAAUGCUACUUUGGGAAGAAGAUACUGCGCAUAUGGAAGAGCAGAAACGAUAUAUCAAAGGGCUGCUUUCUCAGUGGUGGGGUAUGGAAGAAUUAAUAACAAGUUUGCAGACCGAAAAUCGCGCCCUCGAAGAACGUCAAAGCCAACGGGAUUCGGAAUUGGAGCAAUUAAAGAUUGAAAUGAAAUCCUGUCAAUCGAGGAUAAGCCACCUAGAUCAAGUAUCAGCAUCCCCAAAGUCCGACAGUGGUAAUGAUAGAAAGGAGGCCAGCCGUUUGCAGACGAUGGUUGACGAGUUAAAACAGCGUGUGGAGCAGCUAGAGGUGAGGAACCUACAAUAUCAAAUGGAUCUGGAGAAAGCAAGGCACGAGGAAGAAAAGUUUAAAAAGCUGGCAGCGUUAUCCGAGACAGCCAGUCAUGAUGCUUCUGGAUUUCGACGAUCGUUUGAUGAACAGGCGCCUGCGGACAUGGACCAAACUACGGCACGUCAUGUGGCACCUGGAGUCAAUCGUAGUUUAUCAGUUACUGAUGCAGAAAUCGGUCUUCACACCCAUCCCACCGCCGUAAGCCGGUCUAUUUCUGAUCCCAAGCAUCCGGUGUUACGAGAGGAUGAUACCAAACAUCAUUAAUAUUCCUUUUUACAUACACAAUUGCAUUUAUUCCAUAAACUACAAGAUCCUCAUCAUUUGAACAGG